AUGAUCAAUAGCAUUCUUGAUAAACGUACUGAUACAGUAACAUUUCAAAACAUUAAGCUACCAAACACAAUUAUUACAGAUCCUUAUGAGAUUCGAAACCAUAUACAAAAUCCAUUUUGGUACCAAACACUAACCCAACCUAUCACAAGACAGGAAGUAAUUCAAACUAUAAACCAAUCACCUAACAAUAAAGCUACAGGACCAUCACUCAUCUCCAAUGAGAUGUUAAAACUGGUUCAGCUCACUUCACCAACGCUUGUUUUGUAG
Molecule: messenger RNA, 267 nt
Organism: Ambispora leptoticha
Lineage: Eukaryota; Fungi; Glomeromycota; Glomeromycetes; Archaeosporales; Ambisporaceae
Source: the annotation of a GenBank genome assembly